Messenger RNA from Echinops telfairi (small Madagascar hedgehog), 1637 nucleotides. RefSeq names its product phospholipase A2 group VII (gene PLA2G7). The record is from RefSeq and is a predicted model, not a curated record. Gene Ontology annotation, molecular function: 1-alkyl-2-acetylglycerophosphocholine esterase activity. The coding region runs from base 252 to 1535 and encodes 427 amino acids. The transcript has 12 exons. Lineage: Eukaryota; Metazoa; Chordata; Mammalia; Afrosoricida; Tenrecidae.
AGACCGAUGGGGGCCGGCGGAGCGGAAACCCAUCCUGCAGCGCAGCCGCCCGCUGCAAUCCCAGCUGCCUGACACCUGCGGCGACGGCGACUGAGUGGGGCCAGCGAGAAGCAGUGGGCUUUGGUGCGCUGGGGUGGCGUUGGUGCACAGCCGAAGGUGCCCCAGAGACCCGGCAUCCCGCAAGCAGCGCACGGCAGUGCUCGGAUCCGCUUGGAAGAACAGUAAGCUGCAACCGCCACUAGGCCACCAAGAUGGUGCCGUCCAAAUUGCAUGUCCUUGUCUGCCUCUGCAGCUGCCUUGUGCUGGUCUAUCCUUUUGAAUGGCAAGACCUCAAUCCUGCUUCCUAUAUUGCCUCAUCAGUGGAUAACCUGCAAGGUUUGAUGGCCUCUUUAAACCACAAUAAAAUUCCCAGGGGAAAAGGAGAUUAUCCUGUGGGUUGUGCAGACUUGAUGUUCGACCACACUAACAAGGGCAGCUUCUUGCGUCUGUACUAUCCAUCCCAAGACGAGGACCGUGGGGAUGCUCUUUGGAUCCCGAACAAAGAAUACUUUAAGGGGAUUAGUAAAUUUCUGGGAACACACGAUUUGAUGGCCAAGGUUUUGGACAUAAUCUUUGGUUCCGUGACAAUUCCAGCAAAGUUGAAUGCCCCUCUGAGGACUGGUGAAAAGUACCCCCUUGUUGUUUUCUCUUCUGGUCUCGCCACCUUCAGGACAAUUUAUUCCGCUGUCGCCAUUGACCUGGCAUCUCACGGACUCGUAGUUGCUGUUGUGGAACACAGAGAUGAAUCUGCAUCAGCAACAUACUAUUUCAAGGACGAGUCUGCUGCAGCCGAAGGGGACAAGUCUUGGCUCUAUAUUAGAACCAUCAACAGCAGCGAGGAUGACGCAGCUAUACGGAACAACCAGGUGCGGCAGAGAGCGAAGGAAUGCUCUCAAGCUCUCGAUUUGAUUCUUGACCUUGAGAAUGGAAAACCAGUGGAGAACGCCAUCGAUUCAGAGUUUGAUUUCAAACAACUGAAGGGCUCCAUCGAUAGGAAUAAAAUAGCGAUAAUGGGGCAUUCUUUUGGUGGAGCUACAGUCAUUCAGACUCUGGGUGAAGACCAGAGAUUCAGAUGCGGCAUCGCCUUGGAUGCCUGGAUGUUUCCACUGGGCGAUGAAGUAUACUCCAGAAUUCCUCAGCCCCUCUUUUUAAUCAACUCAGAAAAAUUCCAAUCUCCUGAGAGUAUCACAAAAAUGAAAAAAUUAUUCUUACCUGAUAGAGAAAGAAAAAUGAUUACCAUCAAGGGUACGGUCCAUCAGAAUUUCGAUGACCUCACUUUCGUCGUUGGCAAGGUCCUGGGGAAAAUCCUCCAAUUAAAAGGAGAUAUAGAUUCGAAUGUCGCUCUUGAUCUUAACAACAAAGCCUCCCUAGCAUUCUUACAAAAGCAUUUAGGACUUCAGAAAGAUUUUGACCAGUGGGACCACUUGAUUGAAGGGGAAGAUGAAAAUCUUAUUCCUGGGACCAACGUUAACGUAGCCAACCAACAGGACACAUAAGUCUACAGCCACAGGAAACUAGAAUUCAGAGCACUUUCCACAAAUGUCAUGUUUUAAAACUAUCUAAAAGUUUUAAGACUGUCUAAUAAAUGUAUGCAUAUA